UAGUCUUUACUUCAUCUUCUUUCUGAAUUAGCUUCUUUACCCCUAAAGUGACUUAUGAAACUUUACCAUGUUUAUCACCAACAAUUUGUAAGGGAGAUCGACAAAACAUAAGAACACAUCUUUUAUUAUUGUUGUUUAAAUUUUUCUGGUUCGCCAUCGUUUUUGCCAUCUAACGUCAGUAAAGAAUAAACGUGUGAAUAUUUUUUAGGCCAUAAUGGAUGCUGAAAGUGUAAAAACUGGACUUACCAUCAUCAAUGAGCUUAAAGACAUGAUCCUAUCAAAUCUGACAGCUGCUGGUAAAGAGAAAGUUGGUGAGAAAAUCAAUACAAAACUUGACAUGUUGGCUUCAAUAAUCAAUGGAAAUGGUUUAUCUAAUUGUAAUACUAAUGCCCAAGGAAAUGCCAACUAUGAAGCUGAGAUUUUAAAAAGACUUGAAGCAAUUGAAGGUAAACUGGAUAUGACACCUAAAGAAACCUUUCCUGACAAAGUGAUAACACAUUCAAGAGCUUCACAUCGAUUAUUUCAUGGAUCUCAUUUAUUAUCGGGAGCUAAUGCUAAAUUUCAAAAAAUACUCAAUCAAUGGUAUGGUGUACCUAAGCAAUCUUGGCGAUGUAUUUUUCGUGCUCAAACACAUAGCUUCUCAGCUGAUUCCUUUCAUCGCCACUGUGAUAAUUUUGCUCCUACCUUUACCAUCGUUUUGGGACAUAAUGGUGACCUGUGUGGUGGCUUUACAGAUAUACCAUGGAGCAUACCUGCUGACCCAAAAGGACGUUAUAUUACUUCAGAGAAAUCAUUCCUCUUUAGUUUGAUUAAUCGUGAAUCAACCGAUCCAAUUAAAUUUGAUGUUAUUAAAAAGCGCUUUGCAAUCGUUCAUCAUCAAAGAUAUGGACCAAUAUUUGGUGGUGGUGCUGAUUUGGCUUUAUCAGACAAUUGUGAUGCAAACAUGGAAAGCUACUCUAAUUUACCUCAUUCGUAUGAUGGGGAACAUGCGAAUAAUUACAUACUCAUGGGACAUUAUUAUUUCUGCGUUAAAGAUUAUGAAGUUUUUACUAUCACCUGAUAAUUUUUUACUGGCUUGGCAUGAAAAUACAUUGAUUCAUUGACUUUUCUGGCCUGGAAAAGAAAAUUGUUACUUUUUAAUGCUUUAUUGAGAGCACGAGAUUAUCAUUAUAUAAUAGUAAUUUAUUACAAUUCAAUCAAACCAUCCAGGGAAAGUUAUUGUUAAAAAUCCCUUCAAUCAGAGCAAUCAAUCCUCGACUUCUUUGUAAAUGUGAAAAUAAAUUACGAACCAAGAAGUUUGAAGUAAUAAGAAAAGUACAAAAGUCUUGACUCAAUUUACUUUGAUAAACCAUGAUUAGUCAUUGUAUUAUCGAAAUAAAUUUAAAUUUCUAUCAAUUGUAUUAUCAGUAUUAUUAGUAGAUUUUUCAAUGUUUCAAUCUUCGGGUUGAAUUAACUAAGGUUGGAGCUAUUAAUAUAUUCUGUUAAACUUUUCUUGU
Tetranychus urticae (two-spotted spider mite) is the source of this 1496-nucleotide messenger RNA. RefSeq lists its product as uncharacterized. Lineage: Eukaryota; Metazoa; Arthropoda; Arachnida; Trombidiformes; Tetranychidae. The record is from RefSeq and is a predicted model, not a curated record.